AGAAAGAUAGACCCACCCAACCCACGUAACCAACGCCACAUUCUCCAAUGCAAAAACAAAACAAAGACGUAACCUUUCUUUGCUUUUACUGCAGAGCUGUGCUUCAAUCAAACUUUUAUAGAUCAACUCCAAUCUUCCUCUUUGCUUCUGCAUUCUCAUCUCCAUAAUUAUAAUAGCCAUGACUUCAGAGCUCUUGGAAAUUCACCCUCAAGAACUUAGAUUUACUUUUGAGUUGAAGAAGCCGAGUUCAUGCUUAAUCCAAUUAACCAACAAAACUGACCAAUAUGUAGCCUUUAAGGUGAAGACCACUUCUCCUAAGAAAUACUGUGUCAGGCCCAACACUGGCAUUGUUAAGCCCAAGUCAGCAUCUGAUUUUACAGUUACCAUGCAAGCUCAGCGUGUUGCUCCGCCAGACUUGAUGUGCAAAGACAAGUUCUUGAUUCAAAGUGCAGUAGUUCCUUCCGGGACAUCCGAGGAAGACAUUACAUCCAACAUGUUUUCGAAGGAAAGUGGCAAACACAUUGAGGAGAAGAAGCUAAAAGUAUUCCUUACUAGCCCACCACAUUCACCUGUUUUGGCUGCAAUUAAUGGAAAGUUGAAACAAGAUUCAGGUCAUGAAACUUCAUCUCCGAGGGAUAGAGCAUGGACUGGAGUUGAAAACAUACCUCCACCUCAGAGGGUAGCGGAGGAUCUGCUGGGGUUUGAGACUGCUAAGGAUGCUGUCGAGUUAAGAACAAGUAAGGAUGUUCGGCAAUUUGAAACUUCCAAGGAGGACACAGAAGAGCUAAGAGCAGCUGACGGAGUGCAAUCAAGUCCUGCCAAGGAUGUGCAGGAACUGAAACCUGCAAAAAGUAUGGAGGAAUUAAAGUCGGGUGACGAUUUUGAGGAGUUAAAGUCAAAGAUAAGUUUUAUGAAUUCAAAACUUAAAGAGGCUGAACUUAGUAUCAUGAAGCUGACAGAAGAGAGGAGCAUGGCUGCUCAAGAGAAGGAGAAGCUUAAGAGUGAAUUAGAGGUGUUGAAGAGGAAGUCUGAUGUCAAAACAAUUCAGGUGGGUUUUCCCUUCCUCUAUGUAUGUAUGGUGGCCCUCAUCAGCCUGGCAGUUGGAUACUUUAGCCAUCUCUAGGAGACAGUUUCUGCGCAUGAAACGGGAUUUCUUUGGGAGAGAACAAGUGAAUGCUUGUGAUUGUUUAUACAGGGUCUUAUUAUCUGCUGCAACACCAAAAGUAUAGCCUUUUUGUAUGUUGUACGCAAUGUAGGAACCUCUUAUUGUUUUGUACGUAAAUCGAACAAAUCUUCUGUAAGAGAAUAAAAUUAGCCAUUGGCAAUUGAUUGUAUCGAGCUCAUACCUGAUAUGCUUGACACACUGAACAACUCAAUUUACAAAAGAAUAUU
This is a messenger RNA of Durio zibethinus, 1392 nucleotides long. Its product is annotated as vesicle-associated protein 1-3-like. Gene Ontology annotation, biological process: endoplasmic reticulum membrane organization. Gene Ontology annotation, cellular component: endoplasmic reticulum membrane; plasma membrane. The record is from RefSeq and is a predicted model, not a curated record. Lineage: Eukaryota; Viridiplantae; Streptophyta; Magnoliopsida; Malvales; Malvaceae.